Messenger RNA from Salvelinus fontinalis (brook trout), 971 nucleotides. RefSeq names its product cystatin-like. The coding region runs from base 370 to 759 and encodes 129 amino acids. The record is from RefSeq and is a predicted model, not a curated record. The transcript is spliced from 3 exons. Gene Ontology annotation, molecular function: cysteine-type endopeptidase inhibitor activity. NCBI's taxonomy places the organism in Eukaryota, Metazoa, Chordata, Actinopteri, Salmoniformes, Salmonidae.
CAGGCUCUCAUUUCGUAAUAUAUUUCCAUUAUGAGUUAUAUAGCUGUAGCCUACAACCAAGCAAAUAAAACGGGGUAUGCCACUCUAAACUGAUUUGACAGAAAUGGUAGCAGAAGGUGAAUGGUUAACUUUUGUUGCACAGUAGACGAUGCUACGUCCCAUGUGGCGCAAAUGCUCACUCUCGGUGUGAUGGAGGCGUUAGGUUUUUAAUUGAAGUGAUUAGUGGAAUCAGAAUCAAGCCCCACCCCUCAACAAUCAGAAGUGACCUCAACACGUUCAUAUAAAAGUCGUCUGAGGCGAGGAUUUGUUGUGGUGUAACGUUACUUGAUACGAUCGGAGUUGCAAUACAGACCGAUAUCAGACGGGAAAAUGCUCAUGAAUUGGAAGAUCGUCGUUCCUUUGCUCGCGGUGGCAUUCAUCGUGACGAGCUCCGAUGGGAUACCGGGGGGCGUCGUGGACGCAGAUAUGAACGACCCCGCUACCAGAGACGCGCUGCAGUUCGCCGUGGCCGAAUACAACAAGGGAACAAACGACCCGUAUGUUUGGCAGGUGGCCAAGGUUGUCAAAGCUCAGAAACAGGUGGUAGCUGGGAUGAAGUACAUCUUCACAGUGCUGAUGGCCAGGACCUUGUGCAGGAAGGGAGGUGUGGAGAAGGACUGCGCUGUGGCCCCAGCUGUGACCUACCAGUGCAUCUUUGAGGUGUGGAGCCGCCCCUGGCUGGGAGCGCUCCAGUUGAUCAAGCAAGCCUGCGAGGAGUAAAGACUUCAAUUGUCUAGUCUACCCAGUUAAUAUUUAUUACCAGUGGUGUUAGUCUUACCUAAGCAGAUCUACCUCAUCUAUGAUGUAUUCAGAGAAUCCAACUCAUUUUCCUACUUAUUGCAUUCCCACACCAAUAUAGCACUUAAAAUAAGAACUGCUGUGUUGAUGAAUGUUUGUCAGCGCUAUGCAACAGUGUAACUAAAUAAAACAUG